CUUGUUAUUAGGUAGAUUUCCUAGGUAAAUUCCUUGUUGCCCAGUGUACGCAAUGAUGCCAAACUACAAAAAGCGCCUCCAUGAAUUCUUCAUUGAGAGCAUGCAUCCCAAUCUCCACCUCGGAAUUCGAAUAACAUCUUUUUUUCUUCUCUUUGCUCCCCCUCCUUCUUAAGUUUUGUCCAUCAUCUUCCCCCCAUCCGAGUCAGUCCAUCCUAUCGAAUCUCGUAACAUCGCGAGGUCUCUAAGCUAUUAGCUAUUAGCCUGAGGUUUGAGGGUUGUCCCGAAAUUUGUUUUAGAUACUUUAGCUUACGGGUUUUCCUUGUAUUCCCUUUGGUAACACCUCGUUGCUCCUUGUACCUUCGAAUCUGCUACGCCAACCACCACAAUGGCUGAAAGCGGGGAGAAAGCUACCCGCGAAGUGAAGAAUCACAUACUCUUCGAGAUCGCGACCGAGGUAGCUCAUCGCGUUGGUGGUAUAUACUCUGUCAUUAAGUCCAAGGCGCCUGUUACCACUGCCGAGUAUGGCGACCGAUAUACACUUAUCGGUCCUCUCAACCACCAAUCAGCCGCCGUCGAGGUUGAAGAGCUAGAGCCAAACACUCCAGAACUCGCUGCCAGUAUUGAGGCUAUGAAAAACCGAGGUAUUGGCUUACUUUAUGGACGAUGGCUCAUCGAAGGAGCUCCUAGAGUACUGUUAAUCGACACCAAAACGGCAUAUAGAUAUUUGGAUGAGUGGAAAGCAGACUUGUGGAAUGUUGCCAGUAUCCCGGCCCCACCAGGCGACGAUGAGACUAAUGAGGCAAUCGUCUUUGGAUAUUUGGUCGCCUGGUUUCUAGGAGAGUUCGUUUGUCAUGAGAAGACUAAAGCUGUCAUUGCUCACUUUCACGAAUGGCUUGCUGGUGUCGCAUUGCCGCUAACUAAGAAGCGGCGCAUAGACGUCACCACCGUCUUCACUACACACGCAACUCUACUAGGCCGUUAUCUUUGCGCCGGUUCUGUCGACUUUUAUAAUAAUCUGCAAUGGUUUGACGUCGAUGCGGAAGCCGGGAAACGCGGUAUCUAUCACCGUUACUGUAUAGAGCGCGCUGCUGCACACUCUUGCGACGUCUUUACCACUGUCUCACACAUCACGGCUUUCGAGAGCGAACAUUUACUCAAACGCAAGCCGGAUGGUGUGCUACCCAACGGUCUUAACGUCACCAAAUUCUCGGCCAUACAUGAAUUCCAGAACUUGCACCAACAGUCCAAGGAGAAGAUCCACGACUUUGUCCGGGGUCACUUCUAUGGUCAUUAUGACUUCGUACCGGAAGAUACCCUCUAUUUCUUCACUGCUGGACGUUAUGAGUUCCGAAACAAGGGUGUCGAUAUGUUCAUAGAGUCGCUUGCGCGUCUUAACCACCGAUUAAAGUCCUCCGGUAGCAAGACAACUGUCGUAGCAUUUAUAAUCAUGCCUGCGCAAACUACCUCGCUGACAGUCGAAGCGCUGAAGGGCCAGGCAGUCAUCAAGUCCCUCCGCGAUACUGUCGACGUGAUUGAGCGCGGGAUCGGUCGUCGUGUCUUUGAACGGUCUUUAAGGUGGCAUGACGGAGAUCCGAUGCCCGAUGAGAAAGAGCUCAUCACAAGCGCCGAUAGAGUUGUUCUCCGGCGCCGUCUCUUUGCUAUGAAACGGCACGGCCUACCACCCAUCGUCACACAUAAUAUGGUCAACGAUUCAGAAGACCCUAUUCUAAACCAGAUUCGACGGGUCCAACUUUUUAACCAUCCAACAGAUCGCGUUAAGAUUAUUUUCCAUCCCGAGUUCCUAAAUUCGUCGAACCCAAUCUUGCCUCUAGAUUACGACGACUUCGUGCGCGGCACGAAUCUGGGCGUUUUCGCUUCUUACUACGAACCGUGGGGCUAUACUCCUGCCGAGUGUACUGUUAUGGGUGUUCCUAGUAUCACCACCAACCUGUCUGGCUUUGGCUGCUAUAUGGAGGAGCUGAUCGAGAAUUCGGCCGACUAUGGUAUCUACAUUGUGGACCGACGCAACAAAGGUGUCGACGACUCGGUUAACCAGCUUGCCUCACACAUGUUCGAUUUCUGCCAAAAAAGUCGGCGACAACGGAUCAACCAGCGCAACCGAACUGAGAGGCUCAGCGACCUCCUAGACUGGAAGAGGAUGGGAAUGGAAUAUGUCAAAGCCCGGCAGUUAGCCCUGCGACGAGCCUACCCAGGAUCAUUUUCCGGCGACGAUGAGGAUGACUUUAUCCCCGGAGUUGAACAGAAGAUCUCACGACCCUUCUCAGUCCCCGGCUCCCCCCGGGACCGUACGGGCAUGAUGACGCCUGGUGAUUUCGCAAGCCUGCAAGAAGGAAGGGAAGGCCUAAGUACGGAAGACUAUGUGGCAUGGAAAUUACCGGAGGAGGAAGACCCAGACGAGUACCCGUUCCCAUUAACACUCCGAACGAAGAAGUCGAACAUCUCUGGAUCAGCAUCGCCUCUCCAGCUCAACGGGAACCACUAGUGAUUGGCGAGCAUUGGAUGCCGGGGAUGAGGACCACGCGUUUUUGGGGGAUUUCGACAAGCUAGUUUUAGGUAUCAGGUUGUGGUUGGGCUGCGGUCGGUGUAGCGGGAGGGAAGAUCAUUGGCGGGUGCAUAUGCAUAUAUCCUUUGGUUGGAGGACCCGGUAACAGAAGGUAAACCAUUGGAUGUUGUUUUAUAGUGAUUGCAUAGCACCGCAUUAGCUGGCAGUUAGUAAAAUUUAUAUAUUAUCCCUGUUUAUAUAAAUGUAACAUUAUUUUUAACG
Daldinia vernicosa is the source of this 2785-nucleotide messenger RNA. RefSeq names its product glycogen synthase. Gene Ontology annotation, molecular function: alpha-1,4-glucan glucosyltransferase (UDP-glucose donor) activity. Gene Ontology annotation, cellular component: cytoplasm. Gene Ontology annotation, biological process: glycogen biosynthetic process. NCBI's taxonomy places the organism in Eukaryota, Fungi, Ascomycota, Sordariomycetes, Xylariales, Hypoxylaceae. Bases 386 to 2503 code for a protein of 705 amino acids. The transcript is spliced from 6 exons. The record is from RefSeq and is a predicted model, not a curated record.